Staurois parvus is the source of this 304-nucleotide messenger RNA. The record is from the annotation of a GenBank genome assembly. Lineage: Eukaryota; Metazoa; Chordata; Amphibia; Anura; Ranidae.
CCCCAGUGAAACUAAUACAGUGAUCAGUGCUAAUAAAAAGCACUGACACUGUACUAAUGACACUGGCAGGAAGGGGUUAACAUCUGGGGCAUUUAAAGGGUUAACUGUGUGCUGUUUUACUGUGUAAGCACGUUGCUUUGUAUUGCUCUGCUAUGCAGAGCAAUACAAAGCAGUGUGCAGGAGCUGACAGGGGAGAGAUCUGUAUUGUUUACAUACAGACCUCUCCCCCGUCAGUGAUACUCAGUAAUCGCCAGGUGCCGGCGGGAACCACGCCCAGGACCCAGUGAUCGACAUCUGAGGCCGC